GUGUUCCCCUGGUAUCUGUUUGCCCCCAGUCUGUGGCGCACCUAAAGGCACUGUACACGUGACGUCACGGUGACAUACAGGGCUGGGAACAGUGUUCCGUUCUAGUAUCUUGAUACCGUUUACCUGCGAGAUAAACAAGUGAAAGGACCAAGCCCAACCUCCCUUACACAGAAACCUCCCCUGCUUGUCCCUGCCUUGUCCCCCUCCCCCAGUCAGAACACCUUUCCCCUCCUCUCCUGCACAGAAAAGGCUCCAUUUUCUAACCGGGUGGGAGCUGUGCACUUUGGAUACUGUUCUGUUCCUGUUUUGGGCUUUGGUUCUGCCCUAGUCCCGUUGCUAUCAUUUUGCUGCCUUGUUAGAAACUUUUGUCACUUGGAGCGGGGACAGGAUAACAGUCACCAUGCCUUGGACCCUAACCGCAGGAAGAAGCUUCUUGUUUCUGCUAAUGUUUGCUGUUGGUAUUGGAGAUGGUCUGCAUUUGGAGAUUUUAAAACAAAGUAAAUCAAAUAAAGCCAAUUUGGCAAGUUUGGUGAGAAAUAAACGAGAAUGGGUCAUUCCUCCAGUAUCAAUCGUUGAAGAGCAGGAUAAUUCUAGGAAGAACCCUAUUGCACGAAUACAAUCAGAUCAUCAGAUUGAAUUCAAUAAGAGAAUUACGUACAAAAUUACUGGUAAAGGAGUGACAGAACCUCCAUAUGGCUUAUUUAUUAUUAAUGAAAGAAAUGGUGAACUCAAUGUGACUGGUAUUGUCGACAGAGAAACAACUCCAAUAUUCUUUCUGAAAGGUUAUGCUUUGGACAUGGAUGGAAAGGAUGUUGAACCUCCUAUCGAUCUUCGAGUGAAAGUUAUUGAUAUCAAUGAUAAUAACCCAGUAUUUACCCAGGAAGUGUUUGUUGGAACUGUGGAAGAGCUGAGUUCACCAAAUACUCUCGUUCUGAGAUUAAAUGCAACAGAUGCGGAUGAAGAAAAUACCAUUAAUUCUAAGCUUGCCUUUAGAAUUCUGUCUCAAGAGCCAGGACAGUCACAACUGUUCAUAAUUAAUAAAGAUACUGGUGAAGUGCGCACAACUGUAUCCAACCUUGACCGAGAGCAACAAAGUAGCUACUCGCUGGUGCUGGAAGUAAAAGACAGAGGUGGAGAACAGAUUGGACUGUCUAGCAAAUGUGUCCUGAAAAUAAAGGUUAAGGAUGUAAAUGAUAAUAUCCCAAGGCUGGAAAAGGAGGCGUAUGAGGGGUCUGUGGAAGAGAAUGUAGCUAAUGUUGAAAUUUUACGCAUGAAAGCAUUUGACGAUGAUGAAGAGUUCACUGAUAAUUGGUGGGCAAAUUUUACUAUUGUCUCUGGCAAUGAAGAUGGAUAUUUUGAAGUUGUUACAGACACUGCAACCAAUGAGGGAGUUCUGAUGAUUGUUAAGGAAGCCGAUUAUGAGGAGCUCCAGAAUAUUGAGUUAAGCGUAGUUGUUUCAAACAGAGCAGAAUAUCACAGCUCCAUAAUUUCCUCAGGUGGAGGUGGCGGCGCUGGAGGUGCAGGUGGUGGCGCUGGAGGUGGAAAGAGAAUUCCUAUCAAAGUAAAAGUUAAGAAUGUUCCAGAGGGCCCAGUGUUUAAGCCUAAAAGAAAGAAACUUGUUGUUAGUGAGGGAAAAAAAGUAACAAUAGGUCAAAUCAUUGGAUCAUAUCAAGCUUUUGAUGGAGACACCGGAAAAGUAGCUGAAAAUGUCAAGUAUGCAAAAGAAUAUGAUCCAGAUAACUGGUUUAUAAUUGAUUCAACUACAGCAGAGAUCAAACUUUCAAAAAUACCAGAUCGGGAGUCUGCAUAUGUAGUUAAUGGUACCUACAUUGCAAAGAUUUUGGCUAUUAGUGAAGUGCUUCCAGGUAAAACUGCCACAGGAACUAUUGCCAUUGAGGUGGAAGAUGUAAAUGAUAACUGUCCAAUUAUACUCGAACCAAUUAGAACAAUUUGCGACAACUCUAAGUUUGUGAAUGUGACUGCUGUGGACCGAGACAGCUUUCCAUUUGGCGCGCCUUUAACAUUUAUAGUUGUUGAUGUUCCUGUAGGAACUGCUAAGAACUGGGAAAUUGGAAAGAAAGAUGAUGUUAGUGUUCAACUCAUACCAAAAGCUAUCUGGCCUGGCUCACAUAAGGUUCAGGUUCUGGUGACUGAUAAUGAAGGAUUAAGUUGUCCAGAAAUGCAGAUCCUUGAAUUGGCUGUAUGUGAUUGUGAAGGGGGCGAUGCUUGCUCCUCGAGAAGGAUUGAGACUUCAGUAGGGCUUGGAGCCGGUGCAAUUGGCCUAAUGAUCCUGGCUUGCAUACUACUGCUAUUGGUACCACUUCUGUUGCUCCUCUGCUACUGUGGAAAAGGGAAAGGAUUUAUUGCUGUCCCAGAUGGUACAGAAGCUUCUUUUGUGAAAUGGAACAAUGAAGGGGCAGAGCCUGAGGACAUGGCAACUGCUCCACAGCCGAUUGUAAUUUCUGGCUUUUCAGGACGAGGUGCUGGUGCUGGUGCAGCAGGAAAAGGAGAUUCUCUGGGUUUCCAAGGAAAUGGAGGCUAUGAGUAUAACGCGAAUCAAACGUACAAUGCCAAUAGUAUGUAUGAGAGACGAUUUGAAGGGUCUAGAGAACUUCUCACAGCUGGAGAGAUUGCAAGAAGAGGAGCCGCUGGAAAUACUAUUAAAUCUCUAGGUGUUUUAGGUGCUGGAAGUGGCUCAGGAGCUGGUGCUCAUGGAAAUUUUAGAGGCGGAGAUGCUGGUGGGUCAAUGGCAGCUCUAAAUGAAGACUUCAUAAGAGGUUACUUUCAAGAUAAAGCCUUUGCAUAUGCAGAUGAGGAUGAUGCUGAACCCGCAAAAGAUUGCAUUCUACUCUAUUCCCAAGAAGAAUACGGUUCAUGUUCAGGAUCAGUCGGCUGCUGUAGCUUUAUUGAAAGUGACAUUGAAGAAAAUUUCCUGGAUGAUUUAGGACUAAAGUUCAAAGCCUUGGCAGAAGUUUGUAUGGGUUGUGAAAUAAGCACUGGUGUUCAAGUAGACAGUUAUAGGUCAUAUGAGGCGAAAAGCAAAAUUCCCAGUAGAGAGAUGAUAGAAACUGAGGCAAGAAGGGUUGCUGAGGCUGAACAAUUCUACACUUCUGAAACAAACGUCAACACGAUAGUACCCGAACAAAGUGAUAUGACUAUUGAAAACUCCUACUCUUCUGCUGAAACCAAAUUCCACACAGUAGAACCUGAGGUCACAUUUCAAGAAACUGUAGUUUCUGAAGAAUCAUUUGCACCUGUUAGGUUUGUGAAUGAACCAAUGCUACGUGGUGGUGUCCUAGUGACUGAAAAAUCAUACACCACCGGCCCUAUGCUGCGUCUUGAGCCAGUGCGUUCACAAAAUGUUUUGGUAACAGAGAGAGUUAUUCGUCCUGCAUCUAGUCUGCAUAACCUGAUUGAUGUAGCUGAUGGGCAGAAUGUUCUAGUUACAGAGCAUGUGAUCCAGUCUGAUGCUGGGAUGCCAAACUUUGUGAGUGCUGGUGAUUUUUCUGACAACCAAUAUAUGGUUGUUAGAGAGAGGGUUCUUGCACCCAACUCUAACCUCCAGGCAUCUUUGAGUAUCCCUGACUUGUCUGUAGGACAAAAUGUGCUAGUGACAGAGAGGCAUUACACCCCUAUAUCUACAAUACAAAGUAAGGUAGUAAUUCCAACAGAUCUUUCUAGCGGGGAAAGCACAGUGAAAGAGAGCAUAGCAGUCAAAGAAGGGGAAAUACAAGGUCGAUUUGUAAAUACACCUCCACUUAUUAAUCAAGGAGCUUACUUAGUGGAAGAGCUGCCAUCUUCUAGUAACAGUAUCAGCAGUAUAGGCAAAUCUACUAGCAGGGUCACAAAAUACAGUAAUGUACAGUAUACACGUUCAUAAAUUCUUGAUUACACUUACAGAUUACACUUUUAUAUUAACUUUUAGUUCAUUUAUCUUGUUUGUGCAUUAAACACUAGUUUGAUAUAUAAACAAUCUUUCAGCUGACAAAAGAAAUGUAAAAAAGAAUUAAUGUUUUUAUUAAGAACUAAAAAUGUAUAUUCUGCAACAGGUUGUAUUAAAAUAAAUGUAUGUAAAUUAGUUAAAAAACAUUUUGCAGAAAAUUGAAGAAAUCUGGUUAAGGAAAUGAAAAUGUUGAAUGUUGUAGUAUUUUUCAACAUGAUGUUCAACCAUGUAAAGUUUGACAAUACAAUAACAUUUAAUAACAAUUUCAAAUAAGCAGAAUAUUUUUUUCUGGCAAACUUAUUUUUUCUCCCAUUUCCUGAUCCCCUGUAUCAUGUGACAGAGAUCAGCCAAUCACAGACUAUUAUAUAUAUAUACACCCUUUGAACUUGGGUACAUGCUCAGUAGUAGUUGGUGUCUCAGAAAGUGUGUGUAUAAAAAGACUGUUCAAAAUUUGAUAAUGGAAAUAAAUUGGAAAGUGUCUUAAAACUGCAUGCUCUUUCUAAAUCAUAAAAGUUUUUUUUUAACUUUAGCAUCCCUUUAACAACACAUAACUACUUUUCAUUUUUAAAAAAUGUAGCUUUGAAAUUUUUGUUUCACGGGAUCCAUAUAUCAAAGCUAAUAAAGCGACAUAAAAGUGCAAAAAGAAAAUGUUCGUUGUUAGAGCAUUUUAUUAUUGCUCUAUAGUUUCCAUAUAGCUUUGUUUAACCCCUACAAAUAGAUUAAAUACAUGGUUAAUGUCAGUUCCGGUGCAUAAAUGUACUCUUGGGCAGAGGCGUAACUAGAAACCACAGGGCCCAGGUGCAAAAAUCUAAGAAGCCCCCGCCGCCCCGCUCCAAAAAAAGGUGAAUUUGAUACAUAUCAUUUUUUUUUUUUUUUACAUUUAACCCAGAAAAAAAAAUGUGAAUCCGAUUACAUGUCUGCAAUAGGAGGUACCCUGUGCCCACAGUCUGAGAGAUGGUCUGACCCCCUAUUACUGUAUAUAGUGCACUGUUUAACCCACCAGUACUGUAUAUAGUGAGUUAGUGACACAGUCUGUAAUCUGCCGGUGAGAUGGCUGGCCCAGUACUUUAUAAAGUGACCACAGUAGUCUGUGACAUGGUCCAGCCUCCCCGUACUGUAUAUAGUGAGUUAGUGACACAGUCUGUAAUCUGCCGGUGAGAUGGUUGGUCUGACCCUACCCGUCCCAGUACUUUAUAAAGUGACCACAGUAGUCUGUGACAUGGUCCAGCCUCCCCUUACUGUAUAUAGUGGUACUGUAUAGUGCCACUGUUUACCCCCCAUGAUGUAGUAACAAGGUCUGUAAUUUGCUGGUUCCACAAACAUAUACACACACACACACAUCCAGCAUAAAUACACACACAGUCACACACAUAUAUGCAUAAAUACACACACAGUCACAUAUAUAUACACACACACACAUGCAUAAAUACACACACAUACACACACACAUAAACAUCAAUGGGUAAAACAGAGACUAACCCCUGUAGUCAGAGACACUAGUGAAGCAUCAUGUCACACUCACAUAAUAUCAGUGCAGGCAGUGGCAGGUCAACGUUUUUUGCGACUUCUGCACCCCCUGCAGUUCCGCCCCUGCUCUUGGGUGCUAAUCACAUCUGGUGAACUGAUGGCAAAUGACAAAUAUGUGUAGCCACCAAUAACCAACUCCCAGAAGCACAUGUAAAUAAGCUUUUCAUCAAAAAUACCAAGAGAACAAAGGGAAUUUUAUAAUAGUAGUUAAUUUAAAUAGACACUAAAGUCAAAAUUAAACUUUCAUGUAGUUUUAAAAGACUUUCCAAAUUACUUGCAUUCUCAAUGUGUGCUCUGUCUUUUUAUAUGCACAAAUCCUGAGGCACCAGCUCCUACUAAGCAUGUGCAAGAUGUUUCAGUGUAUACGUAUGAGUCAGUGAUUGGCUGAUGGCUGUCACAUGAUACAGAUGGACAGCAAAUUGAGGUUAGUUUUGAACUUUGUCAGAAAAUAAUCUACAGCUCAUUUAAAAUUCAGACUAACUGCUAUUGUGUUGUCUAUUAUGCAUUUCUUGAUUAAGCAAUUCUACUGUAUUUAAUGGUCCCACUAAUUUACAGAUGGUUGUAAAAUCACUUGGCACAUAAUACUUUUACAUAUUCUUAAUCUUUUUUUUUUUUUUAUACAGCUUAUUUAUCUGUAUUUUAGAAUAUUGUGUAGUAGAAUAAUAUCUUUAUUUAAAUACCAUUUUGCAGUAAAAAAAAAAGUGAUAUAUUUUUACAUCUUAGAGAGAAGCAUUUUAUUAUGUUAUUGACGCCAUCUUAUGAACCAGCAUUCAGCUUCAAACCUUACCCCAACUCUCUCACAGUCUCCCAAGGUUUGUUUUCCCAUAAGGUGAAUUAUCAACAUUUCUGCUCAUGAGAAGCACAAAAAUCAUUUGCAAUAGAAACAUAGAAUUUGACGAUAGAUAAGAACCAAAAAGGCCCAUCAAGUCUACCCAUAUUACAUGAUACCUUUUUCCUAGGAUAGCCUUAUGCAUGUCCCAGGCAUUUUUUAAUUCAUUCACAGUCUUUGGGGCAUAUUUAUCAAACUCCGAAUGGAGCUUGAUGCCCCGUGUUUCUGAUGAGUCUGCAGGCUCGCCAGAAACAGCAGUUAUGAAGCAGCGGUCACAUUAAUAAUGGGACGUUAAGUCUGGGGUCUUGAAUAUAAAGCACCAUGUCGUCUGCAAAAAGAGACAAGUGGAGUACUUUGUCUCCUAUUUUGAGACCUUUGGUGGUGUGUCGAAUUUUCGCUGCAAGGGGCUCUAAUGCGAGGUCAAAGAGGAGAGGCGAAAGCGGGCAUCCCUGUCUUGUUCCUCUACCCAGGGCAAAUGGCUGGGAUGGUAUCCCAUUUACCAGUAUCGCUGCCUGUGGGCUGGAAUAUAUUGCUUUUAACGCUCUUAAAAAAUCCCCUGUUAUCCCGAAUUGGUCUAGGGACGAUUCUGCAAUAUAAUGCAGCUUCCAAUUGUUAUUCAAUAUCCAUUUACACAAAUUCUAAAAAAACAGCGCUAACUGUACCCCAGAUGACUAUACAAACAAUAAAUAUAGAUAUAAACUGCCA
Messenger RNA from Bombina bombina (fire-bellied toad), 7004 nucleotides. RefSeq names its product desmoglein 2 (gene DSG2). The coding region runs from base 401 to 3880 and encodes 1159 amino acids. The transcript is spliced from 15 exons. Gene Ontology annotation, molecular function: calcium ion binding. Gene Ontology annotation, biological process: homophilic cell-cell adhesion. The record is from RefSeq and is a predicted model, not a curated record. Gene Ontology annotation, cellular component: plasma membrane; desmosome. NCBI's taxonomy places the organism in Eukaryota, Metazoa, Chordata, Amphibia, Anura, Bombinatoridae.